Eupeodes corollae is the source of this 633-nucleotide messenger RNA. RefSeq names its product 40S ribosomal protein S10b. The transcript is spliced from 2 exons. Bases 115 to 588 code for a protein of 157 amino acids. Gene Ontology annotation, molecular function: structural constituent of ribosome; RNA binding. Gene Ontology annotation, cellular component: cytosolic small ribosomal subunit. The record is from RefSeq and is a predicted model, not a curated record. Lineage: Eukaryota; Metazoa; Arthropoda; Insecta; Diptera; Syrphidae.
UUUAACGACAAUGCGACAUCUGUGUUUCAAUAAUAAAACCAAUUUUCUUUGAAAUGUCAUUUUCUUUUUGACAAUUCCUUUCUUUCCGGUGACCGCUCUCACAAAGACGCUAAAAUGUUUAUGCCAAAGGCUCAUCGCGUUGCUAUCUAUGAAUACCUCUUCAAAGAGGGUGUCAUUGUGGCCAAAAAAGAUUUCCAUGCCCCAAAACAUCCCGAAUUGGAAACAAUUCCCAACUUACAUGUCAUCAAGACAAUGCAAUCUCUGCAUUCCCGUGGAUUGGUGAAGGAACAGUUCGCCUGGAGGCAUUACUACUGGCAUUUGACCAAUGAAGGUAUUGAAUACCUCAGGACAUACCUGCACUUGCCCCCAGAGAUUGUCCCAGCAACAUUGAAACGCCCAGCCAGGUCUGAGACUGCUCGUCCACGACCAACUGUUUCUGGUCCUCGUGGAGAUUCCACAAAGACCGGCGAAGAUCGUUCUGCAUACAGACGUGCCCCAGGCGGUGCUGACAAGAAGGGAGACGUCGGAGCUGGAGCCGGAGAUGUUGAAUUCCGUGGUGGAUUCGGUCGUGGUUCUCGUCCACAAUAGGUUUUUAUGUUAAAUCAAUAAACAAACGUUUGUACUAAAAUGUAA